Schistocerca piceifrons (Central American locust) is the source of this 2730-nucleotide messenger RNA. Its product is annotated as NPC intracellular cholesterol transporter 1 homolog 1b-like. Lineage: Eukaryota; Metazoa; Arthropoda; Insecta; Orthoptera; Acrididae. Gene Ontology annotation, cellular component: membrane. The record is from RefSeq and is a predicted model, not a curated record. Gene Ontology annotation, molecular function: lipid carrier activity.
AUGGCGAGUAUCCCAAUUAAAUUGUGGGUAUUGCCCAGAAGUAAUGCAAGAGUAGAAAAGAACUAUUUUGAUGUCACCUUUGAACCGUUUUAUCGUAUGGAACAGAUAAUUCUUACAACAGUAGGACUUGACAAAAUAAUUCAUCAAACAUCUAAUGGACCUGUGGACUUUGGUCCAGUGUUUAACACAACAUUCCUGUUAGAGGUGUAUAAACUUCAGAGACAGAUAGAAUUGCUGGGUCAAUCUGAUGGUGUCGGUCUUGAAAAAAUUUGUUUUGCCCCUCUCACAUCUCUUUUUACAGGUCCUGCACAGGUUUCAGACUGUGCAGUACAAAGUAUAUGGGGCUAUUACCAAGAUGACUUAGAUACUUUUAAUUCUACAAGUGAGGAAUCUAAUUAUACUGUAAACUAUUUGGAUCACUUUAAAACUUGUAGUCAAAAUCCUUAUAAUAUCAAUUGCUUAGCUCGUUUUAGGGGAGCAGUAGAUCCUGCACUUGCUGUUGGUGGGUUUCUUAGUGAUGAAAAUAGUUUGUCAGAGAAUCCAAAUUAUGAGAAUGUCACAGCUCUCAUACUUACGUUCGUUGUCUGAAACUAUGAAAAUGAAACAGCGCUGCAACCAGCACUGAAGUGGGAGAAACUUUUUAUUGAGUUUAUGAGAAACUGGAUGCAAACAAAACCUCCCUUUAUGGAUGUAGCUUUCAAUGCAGAACGAUCAAUUCAGGAUGAAUUGGAGCGCAGCUCAACAGCAGAUGUAAAGACAGUUUUCAUUAGUUAUCUGGCAAUGAUUUUGUAUGUUGCUAUUUCUUUAGGUAAAAUAAUGAAAGAUUUUGCGUUGUUGUUGAUUAAUGCAAAAAUUUCACUUGGGCUGGGUGGUGUCCUUAUUGUUCUUGCAUCAGUAGCAGCAUCUGUAGGAUUUUUUGGAUACAUACGCGUCCCAGUUACUAUGAUUAUUAUUGAAGUUAUGCCUUUUCUUAUUUUGGCUGUAGGUGUAGAUAAUGUGUUUAUUAUUGUGCAGUCAUACCAGAGAAGCAAACGUUUUGAGAAUGAGAGUCAAGCAGAGCACAUUGGACGCAUUAUGUCACAUGUAGGACCGUCCAUUUUACUUUCAACUUUAGCUGAAUGCUUGUGCUUUUUUCUUGGAACAGCAUCAGGCAUGCCAGCAGUUCGUGAAUUUGCGAUGUAUUCAGGUUUUGCUCUUCUUGUUGAUUUUGUCCUUCAGGUUUCUUGCUUUGUCAGUUUACUGGCAUUGGAUUCUGGCAGACAAGAAGACAACCGUUUUGAUAUCUGUUGUUGUGUGCAGAGCUCACAGUCAGACUCCAUUUCGUCUGAUGGUGUUCUGUAUGAAUUUUUUAGAACAAAAUAUGUUCCAUUCUUAAUGAAUUCAGCUGUACGGGCUUUUGUGUUUGUUGCUUUCUUUGGAUUUCUGUGUUUCAAUAUUGCUUUUAUUCCCAAUUUGGAAGUGGGUCUGGAUCAAGAAUUGUCUAUGCCAAGGGAUUCAUAUGUAUCAAAAUAUUUUGAGUUUAUGAAAAAUUAUUUGUCCAUUGGACCUCCUGUGUAUUUUGUUGUCGAUGGGGACAUUGAUUACUCACAAGAUAUUGUACAAAAUUCCCUCUGUGGCAGUCAGUAUUGUUACCAUAACUCGCUUACAACUAAGAUAUUUAGUGCUUCAAGGCAGCCAAAUAUCACAUACAUAGCUCGACCAGCAACUUCGUGGAUAGAUGAUUAUUUUGAUUGGUGUAGCAUUGAUAACUGUUGUAAAUAUUUUCCCAAUAAUGGCUCCUUCUGUCCAAAUGACUAUACUAAAUGCAGAUAUUGUGAUAUCAAGCUAGAUAACCAUUAUCGUCCUCAAGCAGGAGAUUUUAAAAAGUAUUUACCUUAUUUCCUGGAAGACAAUCCCACAACAACAUGUGGGAAAGCUGGUCAUGGCUCAUAUUCUAGUGCCGUUAACUACAAGUUUGAUAAUGGCACUUUGUCAGAGUUUAGAGCCAGUUAUUUUAUGAGUUAUCAUACAGUUCUGAAAAGUUCGAGAGAUUAUUAUAAGGCUUUUGGGGCUGCAGUUUCUCUGUCAGCAAAUAUAUCAAAUGCAAUAAAUGAGGUGUUAAGAAACAACAGCGUUGAUUCAGAAGUAAUUGUCUUUCCAUACAGUGUCUUUUAUGUUUUCUAUGAACAGUACCUAACGAUGUGGCAUGAUACACUUAAAAUCUUAGGUAUUUCUGUUGCAGGUAUUUUCAUUGUGACAUUUGUUUUAAUGAGCUUUGAUAUAGCAUCAGCUCUAAUAUUGAUGUUAACAAUAAUUGCAAUUGUUGUUGACAUUGCUGGAAUAAUGUACUGGUGGCACAUACUGAAUGCAGUUUCACUUAUUAACUUGGUGUUGUCCCUUGGAAUAUCAGUUGAAUUUUGCUCACAUCUCCUACAUUUUUAUAUCCAUUCAGAUGAGAGCAAUAGAGUGUUGAGAGUCUCAGAUUCACUGACUAAUAUUGGGAGCUCAGUAUUUUCUGGAAUUACACUAACGAAAUUUGUCGGCAUAACAGUUUUAGCACUUGCAAACUCUCAGAUAUUUCAGGUUUUUUACUUCAGAAUGUAUCUUCUCAUUAUUCUUUUUGGAGCUGGACAUGGUUUAAUUUUCUUACCUGUUUUGCUAAGUUAUAUUGGUCCCUUGAGAACUAAAAGUGUACCCAGGAAUGUGCGGAUAAAUUCAGAAAUUGUAGGAGACAGCAGAAUCAGCAGCUAG